AAACUGUUAGGAUACAGAAAGUUUGUGCUGUAGGAGACAGACAGAUUUGUGUAUUCCAAAACCUCACGUGCAUGUGAGAGUCCGCCAUUGUUUUACAAAGACAACCAAUAAGACACAGUGGUAGAAAUUGCAACCUAUAGGGCAACUCUGUAUAACAAACAACCAAUCAGAGUUCAUGCUGUAUUCUGCGCACAAAUUUGAAUAUAUGUAAAUGUAACUGUAUAAACUCCACAAACUCGAACAGUUGAAUUGGACAUUUUUGUGUGAAUCCCUGUUGCUGGCUUUCUGUAUAAUAAAUGCUUCCUGAUUUUAAACACUAACUUCGGAUCUGCUUCUACCUGGAACGACGGUCACUAUUGUUCUUGGCAACAUUUCUGGUUACCAACAAUUUGGCGCUGCGAGCAGGGUGGAUUCGUCUUCCAGAACUUCGUUGUUUUCCUGACCAAAAAAGUGAGUAAACGGGUUUUACUACCAUUGGCUUGGCGAAUUGGACGGCAAAACUGCGGAAGUCUGGAACGCUCCACCCAGUGGUACGAUAACGUAUAUCUUGACCGGUGUAGAAGCGAUCAGUUGUUUGUGCUUAAAACUGUGUCUUUUGGUAUAACGUCUGUGUAACGUUACACAAUUGUUUGUUAUAAAUAUCAGUGCUGAUGAUGUGUUACCAGUGCUGCUGACUGUGAUAUAGGCCUGUGUAUUAAGCCUAUUGUGACCGGGUGUUUGUGAGUCACCCCUGCCUAUGGAAAGUGUGAAUCCAGGCUAAAUUCUACACGUGGUUGCGUGGCCGUGGACUGCAGAAGGUACCAUCCUCGGUUCUGACGGCAUGAGAUUACUGAAAGCUUACAAUGGGGCCCACCCAGUUACAGGAUAUGCAGUUAACUGGUCAUCUCGGGGUUUCCUGACUUCAUCAGGUACCCCGAUAAAAAAUGGGGGGGUUGUUCAGAAUCUCAUAACUGCCUCUAAACUACCAAACAAACUAGCAGUUGUAAAAGUGAAAGCGCACACUAAAGGACAAGAUGCAAUCAGCUUGGGUAACCACUGGGCAGAUGAAGCUGCCAAAGCAGCAGCUUUAAAUGACUCCCUGCCUACUUACAAAAUUGCAGCUAUUGACAUGUCGGGUCCAACUAACAUUGACAUAGCUAAACUACAGGAUGCCUGUACAAGAGCUGAAAAAUGGACGUGGAUUGAAAAUGCAUGCACUCUUAAUGAUGACAACAUUUGGCACACACAGGACGGGAAAGUUGUUGCCCCUCAGAGCAUCCUUUCAUUGCUUUGUGAAGUAUACCAUGGCAUUGCACACAAUGGAGAAAGAACAAUGCGGCACAACAUGUCACUUCAUUGGUGGUCUCCCAAAAUGACCAAGGUAAUGAAAGAUUUCAUUAGGCGUUGCAUCAUUUGUGCAAAAAGCAAUCAAGGUCCAAAAAUAAAAGUAAUGAUGAAACACCAGCCACGGCCUACUGGACCCUUUCAGCAAAUCCAGAUGGAUUUCAUUCGCCCUCUUCCAAAGAGCCAUGGAAAAGAACACUGUCUCGUUCUCAUAGACCACUUCACACGCUGGGUAGAAGUUUACCCUGUAGCCUGUGCAAAUGCCGCAACCACGGCAAAAAUAAUCGCAUCUGAAUUCUGCCCACGCUGGGGCCUUCCCUGCUACAUAGACUCAGACCAAGGGACCCACUUCACCGGUAAAGUAAUGAAACAGGUAUGUUCGUACCUGGGAAUCAAACAAAAAUUCCACUGCCCUUACCAUCCUCAAAGUUCAGGUCUGGUCGAAAGAACAAAUCGAACACUGAAAGAAAAGCUGACCAAGGUGUUGCUGUCGAAGGGGGGAAGCUGGGUCCAAGGCCUCCCAGCUGCACUCAUGGCGAUGAGAGCAACCCCUAAUGCAGUAACUGAACUGUCUCCCUACGAACUAGUGACUGGCAGAGCCAUGUCACUAGCCCCUGGCCUUUGUAAGGGGUCAGAAGACUCUCUUAUAGUGGGAGAUGCAUUGCUGAAGUAUUGCCAAAACUUGAAUGAAGCGGUGAAAAACCUAACCUCCCAGGCUUUGUCAUUACAGACUCUAAAAGAUAAACAAAAGGAGGGGGGGCAAGAAUCGCAGACAUAUGAACCUGGACAAUGGGUUAUGAUAAGAGCCCCUCAUCCUAGAUCUUUCCAACCUCGAUGGCAAGGACCACACCAGGUCUUACUAACCUCUGAGACUGCUCUUCGAGUUACAGGCAUCCCGGUCUGGAUCCACCAAUCCCGGACCAAACCAUGCCCAUCACCCGAAGACCUCAAAAGGCCUGAAGAACUCCCUGCCACGGACGACUGCAGCCUUCACGAAUCAGGUGCAAACGUUCCAAUUUUUUCACAUACUCAACCAAAUUGAGCAUUCAAGUUAUGCUCCCAUCCAACAUGCUGACAUACAUAAUAUAGAACCAAGUUGUAAUAACUUGGGAGUACUUGAUAAUGCCCUCACAUGGUAUUCUGUUUUCUUCCUCAUAUGCCGGAGAGGACACUCCCAUGACACCAUACCGGCGCCGAGGACACCACCCCUCCAAGACCAUGUUGCUGCAAACCAGGAGUAAAUUGCAAGAAAUCCCACCAAGCCUUGAAUCGAGCCUUCCCUACCAAACCAAUGUCACUAUCCAUCCAGCCAGCAACAGAAGGACUUUUUUCUUUACAAGUUAUGUUCUUGGAGUACAUCUCGUUCGCCCGUAAGGGGGACGUGAGGGAAUUUUGCCUGAAGUUUUCCUAACACAGGUUUUUGACAGGUUUUCGCCCUCACCCUGAACAAUGACUAAAUAAAUGUAACUGUAAAAUUGACUUAACCAUGAGAUUCAUGUUGUGUCAAAAGGAGGGACUGUUAGGAUACAGAAAGUUUGUGCUGUAGGAGACAGACAGAUUUGUGUAUUCCAAAACCUCACGUGCAUGUGAGAGUCCGCCAUUGUUUUACAAAGACAACCAAUAAGACACAGUGGUAGAAAUUGCAACCUAUAGGGCAACUCUGUAUAACAAACAACCAAUCAGAGUUCAUGCUGUAUUCUGCGCACAAAUUUGAAUAUAUGUAAAUGUAACUGUAUAAACUCCACAAACUCGAACAGUUGAAUUGGACAUUUUUGUGUGAAUCCCUGUUGCUGGCUUUCUGUAUAAUAAAUGCUUCCUGAUUUUAAACACUAA
Molecule: messenger RNA, 3156 nt
Organism: Anguilla anguilla (European eel)
Lineage: Eukaryota; Metazoa; Chordata; Actinopteri; Anguilliformes; Anguillidae
Product: protein NYNRIN-like
Exons: 2
Coding region: 821-2365 (514 amino acids)
Biological process (GO): DNA integration
Molecular function (GO): nucleic acid binding; RNA-DNA hybrid ribonuclease activity
Source: RefSeq, a predicted model, not a curated record